Kockovaella imperatae is the source of this 2240-nucleotide messenger RNA. RefSeq lists its product as hypothetical. The record is from RefSeq and is a predicted model, not a curated record. The transcript is spliced from 12 exons. Bases 100 to 2208 code for a protein of 702 amino acids. Gene Ontology annotation, molecular function: catalytic activity. Lineage: Eukaryota; Fungi; Basidiomycota; Tremellomycetes; Tremellales; Cuniculitremaceae.
UACAACUCUCCGUCUCGGUCAACUGACAAUUGAGGAAUCCAGAGGUCUUUAAUUGUGCAUCUUGAAGUUUUUGUAUCUCCACAAGAGAUAGAAACGAAGAUGUUACACGCGAUGGUAGGAGGACAGCUCAAGGACAAAUCGGAGAAUGGUGCCGGAUCAGCUGGCUCGAAGGGCGUCAACUUUCUAAGCUCCGAAUUGAGCGACCUGAUUAAUGGGUCUGAAACAGUUACAACUGUUCUCGCUGCGCAUCCAGAUUGGUCAGUUGAGCGCGUUGAAGAGAGUAUCUACGGCAAGCGUCAUCAUGCACACCAUAAGUACGAUACGAAGGAAUCGGAGGGAUUGAUGGAGAAGUUACAUCUGAGCAAGAGCAAAGAGGAGGACGACGAGUCAUUGGCGGAGAAGAAUCACUUGAAAACCAUGGAUCAAUGGGAGGCCAUCAAUCCAUUGAGCGAGCAGCAGUUGCAAGAGCUGAGAAAGAGCGGCAAAUGGGGUACGAAGUCGCCUAGUGACUUCUUUCUAAAUGUCUACGCUCAGGCUCUGCUGAGUCUGGAAGGUCACCCCUUGAAUGGAUUGGUUUCUCCUCCACUUGUGGGCUCAUGCGGUGUCAUCAACCUGAGUAUUAUCUCUGUGAUCCCCGAUAUUAUCCAGCACUACGCGGAUGUGAUCGUUAGGGCUGAGCAUGAAAUAAUCCUUGCGACCAACUUUUGGGAGGCUUCAGGCGCAGCGAAGACAAUAUGUGAUGCCAUGAAAGAGCUUUCGCGCCGAGUCAUCGAGCGUAAAGGUGAAAAGGUUGUGCUUAAACUCACCUACGAUCGCGGAAACCCAUCACAAGUGGUUUCACCUCAUCAACCGGUCGACCCAAAGACAUACACCGGAGACAAGGUCAAAUUGCCAUCACCUGAAGAGAUCCCGGGUAUUCAAAUGGAAGUUCAGAACUAUCACGUCCCUCCAGUCGGUACAUUCCAUGCCAAGUACAUGGUACUGGACCGCAAAGUGGCUCUACUCAAUAGUAACAAUAUUCAGGAUAGAGUCAACGUCGAGAUGAUGACUCAUAUCGAGGGACCUAUCGUUCAGUCCUUUUACGAUAUGGCAAUCUUAUCUUGGUCUCGAGAAUUCAAUCCACCUCUACCUCUCAUCGGCAAGCCACCAGUCUACCCAGUGGAACCAGUCCAAUCGGACUACAUCUUUGGGCAAGAUCACCCCAUCAUCGACGCCAAAGGAGACCUCGAGAGCGCAGCCAACACUGCUAGAGAAACGAUUGCGAAGCAUCACGAUGAGACGGAACAAAGGACUGGUGACGAGGUUCACCCUGUCAAACAGAAGCUGGGCCGUAUCUUUGACUCGUCCGACUCUCAAGAGGCGGACAGGGUGAACAACCAACUCAAGACCACAGAUUCGAUCACGGAUCAUUUGAACACCGGCAAGAAGAUAUCAGGCAACGACAGUGAUCCCCCACCGAAUGCAGGCGUCUUCAAACCCAUUGUUCUGCACAGUCCUCACGAUCCUGUUCCGAUGUCCUUGGUCAACCGGGCGCCACGAGGGAAACCGGGACACGGCGAUACAUACGUGCCUCAGGAUCAAGCUUGGCUGGCAGCCUUCAAAUUCGCAAAGUCGAGAGUCUUCAUACAAACGCCCACGUUCAAUGCCACUCCAGUCGUACAAGCUGCCCUGGAGACUUGCAUGCGGUGCGUCACGGUAGAAAUCUAUGCGGAUCUCGGCUUCAACGACGAGGGCGAAUUGCUUCCCUUCCAAGGCGGAACGAACCAAAUGGUCGUGAAUGCAAUGUAUGACAAACUUCCAGACACGCACAAACAAUACCUCGAAUGGUAUUGGUACACUGGCAAAGAUCAAAAGGCUCCUCUCAACGCGAAAGACAAGAGCCGAAAUUGUCACGUCAAGCUCAUGAUCGUCGAUGAGCAGAUCAUCAUCCAAGGCAAUGGGAACCAAGAUACCCAAUCAUGGUUCCAUUCGCAGGAAAUCAAUGUCCUCGUUGAUUCUUCACUCCUAGCCAAAGAGAUCCGAGAGGCCAUAGACGCGAAUCAGAACACUAAAUGGUACGGCCGAGUGGGACAAGACGGGACUUGGCGGGAUAAGGAUGGAAAAGAAUUACCAGGAAACGAGAAGAGCGAAACACCCAAGGGACCUAUGAAGAGUUUAGUCGGUGUCAAGGGGGCUAUCCAACGAGUUCGAGGGGAAGGUGGAUUCUGAAAAAGGCAAUGGGGUUUGUAUAGAUACAUGUU